Messenger RNA from Pseudomyrmex gracilis, 774 nucleotides. RefSeq lists its product as uncharacterized. NCBI's taxonomy places the organism in Eukaryota, Metazoa, Arthropoda, Insecta, Hymenoptera, Formicidae. The record is from RefSeq and is a predicted model, not a curated record. The transcript is spliced from 5 exons. The annotation marks the transcript as partial.
AAAUUUCUUUUCUUGGUAGUAAUAUACGCGAUAAUUUUACUUUUGUACUUUGGACAACGUCGAAGUCAAAUUUUACAAAACAUCGAUUCAAAACCAUCAGAGUCAUUCUAGUGAAUCGCAAAAGUAGUACAGAGUCGCUUCAAAUAACAUAUCUAAAAACCGGAAUAUACAGGAUAAAUACGGUAUAUAAUUGUACUUUAGACAAAGUUGCUACUGUUUUAUCAUAUGUACAGCAAUCUGAAGACACAAAUUACUUAAUUUUGCCGCGUAUUCCCGCUGAAUGGAUAUUUCCGUAUUGGAAAAACCCAGCAAUUAAGGCCACAUUUAGUAUUCGCAUUUAUCACAACAACGAUGAAAUUGCUUUUUCACAUAUGCGUGGUUAUAGAACUCGUGAAGGAAAUAUGUCCUGUACAUACUUUCCUCUUACACCUACAAGAUGUAUCAUGGUCUUAUGAAAUACUUCCUAUAAAUUCUAGCCAUUACGAAACUAUAAUAACCAAAAAUCUUAUUCUUUACAAUGUAGCUGACAUUAUAUACGAUGACAAAAUAGAUUCACUUACACGAAGAAAAGAAGUAACAUGUUUGAUCGCACGUACUGUAAUACAAGAAAUUUUCAAUGAAUGGUUACCUACAUUGAAACACUCUGAUUCUUGGUUUAUGGAAGGUUUUUUCACGUUUUACGGAAUUUAUAUUAUUGAUCAAAUUUGCUUUAAAUCUUUGCUGAAUUUGAUGGUGGUCCAAACACGACGGGAAGUUCUUGAUUUUGCGGAAGCA